AUGGCCAAACGCCGCCGGCUCCAGCGCCAAACCGCCCGGCAGCCGCACCCGAAGCCGAAGCCGCACACCAAGCCGCAAGAUGCGCGUCCCCGCGCCAGCAGGCUGGUCUUGCCCGGCGGGAGGAAGGCUGUCCAGGCAAACAACGCCAACAACGCAAACAACGCAAACAAGAGACACGGCCGGCACACGCCGCCGGCCCAAGUCCCCGUCAUUCCGUUCCAGCCCCAGGACCGCAUCCUGCUCGUCGGCGAGGGGGACUUGAGCUUCGCAGCGUCCAUCGUCAGGCACCACGCCUGCGUCAACGUCACCGCCACCGUCCUGGAGAGGGACCGGGCCGAGCUGCUCGCCAAGCACCCCACCGCCGAGGACAACAUCGCCGUCCUUCUCGGCACGGCGCCCGACGCGCCGCCCGCCACCGGCGCCAGCCGCAGCGACGUGCAGGACGCCGAAGGCGCUACGUCCCCGUCCACGUCUUCGUCGCCCUCGCCCUCGCCCUCGCCCUCGCCCUCGCCCUCGCCCUCGCAUCAACCAUCAAAAGCCGACCGCCCAGCCGCCAACAACACCAACACCAACAGACUCUUGUACAACGUCGACGCGACCCGGCUCCCCGCCCACGUCGCCCGCCCGCCCUACCACCGCAUCCUCUUCAACUUCCCCCACGUCGGGGGCAAAUCCACCGACGUCAACCGGCAGGUGCGGUACAACCAGCAGCUCCUCGUGUCCUUCUUCGCCAGCGCCCUGCGCGCCCUCGCCCCCGGCGGCGCCAUCGUCGUCAGCCUCUUCGAGGGCGAGCCCUACACGCUGUGGAACAUACGGGACCUGGCGCGCCACGCCGGCCUGCAGGUCGACCGGAGCUUCCGCUUCCAAGCAGCCGCGUACCCGGGCUACCGGCACUCCAGGACCAUGGGCGCCGUGAGAAACAGCAAGGGCGAGACGGGGGGCGGCUGGAAAGGCGAGCACCGGCCGGCCAGGAGCUACGUGUUCCGCAGGAAAGGGGAGGUUCUGGAACAGAGCGGCAAGAGGAAGAGGGACGACGACUCGUCCGACUCCGACUCCGACUCCGACUCCUGA
Molecule: messenger RNA, 1071 nt
Organism: Ustilaginoidea virens
Lineage: Eukaryota; Fungi; Ascomycota; Sordariomycetes; Hypocreales; Clavicipitaceae
Exons: 1
Coding region: 1-1071 (356 amino acids)
Biological process (GO): rRNA base methylation
Cellular component (GO): cytoplasm
Molecular function (GO): rRNA (uridine-N3-)-methyltransferase activity
Source: RefSeq, a predicted model, not a curated record